This is a messenger RNA of Monopterus albus (swamp eel), 2447 nucleotides long. RefSeq names its product ribosomal biogenesis protein LAS1L-like. The record is from RefSeq and is a predicted model, not a curated record. Lineage: Eukaryota; Metazoa; Chordata; Actinopteri; Synbranchiformes; Synbranchidae. The coding region runs from base 237 to 1751 and encodes 504 amino acids. Gene Ontology annotation, cellular component: preribosome, large subunit precursor; Las1 complex. The transcript has a single exon. Gene Ontology annotation, biological process: maturation of 5.8S rRNA; maturation of LSU-rRNA. Gene Ontology annotation, molecular function: endonuclease activity.
GACUGCUAAACGCCAAUAAACACAAUAAGAAGAAGAGCACGAAGAAGAACAAUUUCCGGGAUGCGAUACAACGGGGAGCUAGGAAAGGGGGUUAAGCCUAUGCUACUAUUAAAAAAACAGUUUCUUUUAAGGAUUUAAGAGAGUGACUGUAAAAAGACAACAUUUUCUCGGAGUCUAACAGCUUUUUAGUCUAACGCGUUAACGUAAGUCCACUGUGCGCAUCUUCCGCCGUUAAAAUGAAGAAAAAGAGCGCAGAGAAAAAACGUCAUGUGGUAGCAUGGAGCAACAAAGCUGAGUGGGAUCAGGUUCAGGAGUAUCUUUACUCCAAGGAUUCCGCCUUACAGAGGUAUGCAGUGCAGAGGAUAUCAGCUUGGAAAGCCAGGUAUGCCAAUAGUACCCUUGUGGCAGUGGACAGCACAGCGGACCUGGUGAGGUGCCAGGUGCUGGACCGGUCAGGGCAGCUGGAUGGAGAUGAUCUGGUGCUGCUUUAUGGAGCCGCCCUAGUGAGGUUUGUCAAUUUGAUCACUGAGCGACAACAGGGAAGAAUAGCCCGACCACUGAGGCGGCUGGCUGGUGAUGAGCUUAUUGCAAGGCAAAAAGAAAUGGAAGCCUACAAGAAUGCACGAGAACUUCUCAUAUCAUUUGAAAAGGAGCAGUACCAAGUGUUUGAUGGGCUUCCUGAAGACAAAGAGACGAACUUGUGGCCUUCCCCCUUUGUAGACAUGAGCUGGUUAUUAGGUGAGAUCAAGCAGUUUGCCUCAGAGUCAAGUGAUUUGCUGAUUGAUGUGCUGUUGGAGGAUGGGUUUCUGGUUCCUACUGUUGAACAACUGGACGCAUUAGGCUGUGACACAUCUGUCAACACCAGUUCCACUGAACCCAAACUUCCUCAAACCUUCCUGCAUUUUUGGCUGCCCCUCCUGAAGUUGCUCAACUCACCAUUGUUUAUUCAUCACCUUCUGGAGAAGCUCUUUGUUGAGCUGAAGCUGCUCACCAAAGACACAAAUAAUCACAGGGCUUUCUACCUUUCUGCUUGGAUUUCAGAAGUCAUCCUCUGUAACAACAACAAAUUUGAAUACCAUUUUGAAACAAAAGCACAGAAGAAAGCUAGAAUGAAAGGCAGGAUUUUUGUAAACCGCAUCCAGCUGAGGUGGCAGCAGCUACUGUCAGCAUGCCUGGAUGCUCCCUGUGUCACCACGCCUCACUUGCUCCAGUUAAUCCUGAAUGACAUGGAGCAUCCUCUCCCUGGUGAAACCCAACAGAAACUGCUCCAGCUCUGCUCCAUCUACACUCAGACCUCACACUCUGUCUCUGGACCUUCUCAGGAGCAAAAUCAACAGCCCAUAUAUACGCUGGAGAGUUUGCUUGAGAAGCGGAAGCAUUCACCGUGCCACAGCCAUCAUUGGCACUCCACAGCUGACCAAGAGAGGAACAAGUCCUCCCAGGAUUACAACUGGGCAGAUGUUCAGGCUGAAAAAGCUCAGCAGCUCAAAGGUUCUCCAUGGCAGGUGUGUGCUGAUAAAGUUUUGUGGAAGAAUUACCCUCUUGGUAAAGUCCCUGGCCAAUCUGAUGACCCUUCAUGCUUCAUGGUGGAACACUACUCAACAAUGACUGUCUCUGACCAGCCGGUGGAGACAGAGGGCAACACAACACACAACAUCCCAGGAGCCUCAGCAUCAAUGAGAACGGCUGAAGGCCUUAUUUGGAACCACAGUUAUGUUAACAAGCUGAAAUCUGGACUGAAACUUUUUUGAGUCAUGAGCUAAUACUGUGAAAUAUUAGCCUUUAACUGCUGGCCUAUGGCUAAACCUGUGAUCUCUGAUGUUUUGACACAAAAAAGACACAAAAUGGUCAAAUAUAUAGAAACUUGAAUGUUAAACACAGUUUAUUGUUGGAGUAAAAUAACAACCUGAUGUCAGAAAAUGUCAGAAAGCAAUGAAAAAUGUUGAUUAUAAUUUCCCAGAGGCCAAAGUGACAUCUUCAAAACCCAUUUUUUCACAUAUUUUAUAAACCAAACAUUUUGUUAGUUAAUUAAGAAACAAUAACAAAUCGGCACAUUAAUUUUGUUGAAAAUAACUGUUAAUUUGAGCCUUAAUGUAAAGCCAUCAUAAUGUACACUGUACAUUGUUUUUAAUAUGUGGCUAAGAUAAAAGUGGCUCUAGUGCAGACUUUUAACACAUCCUGUGAAACAUAUGUUGCAGAUGGCAAGACUGUGAGAUAGGAGUGUGAUAUGAUUAAUUUGUUCUGAUGUAGCCUACAGUUAGAGUUGUCAUGUAAGUCAUCUUGCACUGCUAAUACAGUUGUGAAAACCCUGGCAGAGGGGAUAUUGUUAUAAGCACUAGGAUGGUUUUGUGUAAUACAUUUUCUUUUGCUCACAUAUGUUCAAUAAAACCUUUUCUCCACUCAAAGAAUAUGAUUGUGUUUUUUCAGUGUAAUAUUUCUAAAGCUGA